UUACGUGAAUUACGGUAUCUGCCAGUUCCAGGAGGUUCUGAAUCUGUACGUGGCAGCGACACAUUCUGGCACCCCCUUCCCUCGCAGUCCUCUUCACCCCGGGGUGCUAACUAAACACGUUUCACAGCGCGACGCUCAUUUUGGAACCUCUGGAGACGAACGGUUAUUGAAUGAGAGAAAAUGAGGGUGCCCCUGUGUGUUGUCUCCUGGGUUCUGCUAUACUGCUGCUGGAUCGCGCAAGCAGAGAUUUUCACCUCUAUAGGCCAGAUGACGGACCUCCUGUACACAGAAAAAGAGCUGGUCCAUUCCCUCAGAGAGUACAUUAAAGCAGAGGAGUCGAAGUUGGCUGAAGUCAAAAGCUGGGCCAGAAAGUUGGAUGACCUGACCCGAGUAUCCACAUCUGACCCAGAAGGCUACUUGGCUCACCCGGUGAAUGCCUACAAGCUCAUGAAGAGACUCAACACCGAGUGGUCUCAGCUGGAGAACCUUGUGCUUCAGAACCCUUCAGACGGGUUCAUUUCCAACAUGACUGUGCACAGACAGUACUUUCCUGAUGCAGAAGAUGAGACGGGUGCAGCCAAGGCACUGAUGCGUCUCCAGGACACUUACCAUCUUGAUUCAGAGGAUUUUUCUAAAGGGAGGCUUCCGGGUAUGCACUCAAAUGCCAUGCUGACCGUGGACGAUUGCUUUGACAUGGGAAAGACGGCUUACAAUGACGGAGACUAUUACCACGCGGUGCUGUGGAUGCAGCAGUCCUUGAAGCAGCUGGACGCGGGCGAGGAAGCUGUGGUUUCCAAGGCAGCCAUUUUGGACUACCUCAGUUAUUCUGUUUACCAAAUGGGAGAUUUGCCUCGUGCUAUCGAGCUGACGCGCCGGCUGGUGGCCAUAGAGCCGAGCCACGAGAGGGCAGGAGGAAACCUGCGGUAUUUUGAGAAGUUGCUCCUCAAGGAGCAGAAAGAGGAGCGGGAAGAGGAGGAGCAGACCGAUGUACCUGCUUCAGAGGAGCCCAUCCAGCUGGGAACCUAUGUCAGACCCAAAGACCACCUGCCAGAGAGAGACAUCUAUGAGGCCCUAUGCAGAGGGGAGGGUGCCAGAAUGACCGAAGCAAGGCGCAGCCGUUUGUUCUGCCGCUACCAAGAUGGAAGCAGAAAUCCUCGUCUUCUGCUGAAGCCCAUGAAAGAGGAAGAUGAGUGGGAUAGUCCGCACAUCGUGCGCUACAUGGAAGCCCUGUCUGAUUAUGAGAUUGAAAAGAUUAAAGAGUUGGCCAAACCUAGGCUUGCCAGAGCUACCGUCAGAGACCCCAAAACAGGAGUUUUGACCACAGCUCACUACAGAGUAUCAAAAAGUGCAUGGUUAGAAGAAGAAGAUGGCCCGGUCAUUGGCAAAGUCAAUCAGAGAAUACAGGACAUCACAGGCCUAACUGUAGACACCGCAGAGUUACUACAGGUGGCUAACUAUGGCGUUGGAGGACAGUAUGAGCCACAUUUUGACUUUUCCAGGCGUCCUUUUGACGGUAACCUCAAGGUCGAUGGAAAUAGGCUUGCCACCUUCCUAAAUUACAAAGAUGAGCCAGAUGCUUUCAAAAGAUUAGGCACUGGAAAUCGUGUGGCCACUUUUUUGAACUAUAUGAGUGACGUUGAGGCAGGAGGCGCCACAGUCUUCCCUGACUUUGGGGCUGUAAUCCAGCCCAAAAAGGGGACGGCUGUGUUCUGGUAUAACCUUUUCAAAAGUGGAGAAGGAGACUACAGGACCAGACAUGCAGCCUGUCCUGUUUUAGUAGGAAGUAAAUGGGUGUCCAACAAAUGGAUCCAUGAACGAGGGCAGGAAUUCCUCAGACCCUGCGGCCUCACAGAAGUGGAUUGAACAUUGACCCGCUAUGCAUACAUUCUGCAAACAUUCAUGUGACAUACAGUUCUGAAAGAUAUCCACACACAGUACGUGAUUUGGAUCAUUCUGUCAGUGGCGAUCAAGAAUUUUAACAAGAAAAUGUACGUGUAAUAGGUGGCUGGACAGUUUUCCUAAAUGUUUCAAUUUGUUCAUACUGUACAUGAUUUCUAUCUCCAUUCUCCACCAAGGAUCACAAGAAUGAUGAUUUUAUACAGAACACACAAAAUCCCCAAAACAUGCAAAUCAUAGUUCCUUGUCAUCACCAAUUGGUAAUUCUGAGCCCUACUUUUGAGUUACAUGUUACUUUUGCAGCGCUGAAAUUGUGUGAAAGUGCAUCGCAUUGCUAAACACAUACUUAGCAAGCUUUCCGUCAGGACUGCCAGCCGAAUAACACAUUAGGGCGCGAAAUGAAGAAUCUCGUCAAUAAAAAUAAAGGGCUCGAAUGCAAAUCAAAUGUUUAAAUUUUUUUUCAGUUGAACAGAACAAUCUGACAGCAAUGUUUUCUUUUUCCCCACCAGAUGCUUUAUUUAUACAGUUUAAAUUAUUUCAACAGAUUCCUUGCUUUUUUUUUACCCCCUGACCAGAUGAUAAUCAUUGACGUCAAUAA
Messenger RNA from Syngnathoides biaculeatus (alligator pipefish), 2494 nucleotides. RefSeq names its product prolyl 4-hydroxylase subunit alpha-2-like. The transcript is spliced from 16 exons. The record is from RefSeq and is a predicted model, not a curated record. Gene Ontology annotation, cellular component: endoplasmic reticulum. Bases 181 to 1863 code for a protein of 560 amino acids. Gene Ontology annotation, molecular function: iron ion binding; procollagen-proline 4-dioxygenase activity; L-ascorbic acid binding. NCBI's taxonomy places the organism in Eukaryota, Metazoa, Chordata, Actinopteri, Syngnathiformes, Syngnathidae. Gene Ontology annotation, biological process: peptidyl-proline hydroxylation to 4-hydroxy-L-proline.